AUGGUCGUUAAAGUGAUUCAACGGGUGUCUAUUGCCCGUAAUGGUGUCGGGGCAUUUGUUUUCCCUUGUAAGAAAGUUACAUUACAGUAUUGUAACUGGGGUGGAUCUUCAGAUGGUAUGAGACGGUUUUUAACCUCUGAGAGACUGGAUAAGUUUGCUAUAGGGAACCCAUACAUGCAAUUUGAUGUAUUGAGAAAACCUGGGCAUCCUAUAUUGAGAGCUGAAUACACAAAUGGUCGUGAGAAAGUCAUAUGUGUGCGAAACUUAAGUAGUGAAGGUAUUGAGGCUAAACUGAAGUUAUUGAGGGAUUCUAGUGGGGAUCAAUUACGUAGAUGGACCAAGAACGAUAAUGUAAGAACUUUAAAUAGUAGUGUGAGAGGUAUUUGGUCUCCAAUCCAUGCUGCGAAACAGCAUAAAAUAUAG
Maudiozyma barnettii is the source of this 423-nucleotide messenger RNA. It is a transcript of the gene MRPL51, whose product is annotated as mitochondrial 54S ribosomal protein mL43. Gene Ontology annotation, cellular component: mitochondrial large ribosomal subunit. Gene Ontology annotation, molecular function: structural constituent of ribosome. The record is from RefSeq and is a predicted model, not a curated record. Lineage: Eukaryota; Fungi; Ascomycota; Saccharomycetes; Saccharomycetales; Saccharomycetaceae. The coding region runs from base 1 to 423 and encodes 140 amino acids. Gene Ontology annotation, biological process: mitochondrial translation. The transcript has a single exon.